AUGAGGUUUGUGAAUAUGGGUGUCCAUGUUCGGCGGACUGCUGAACCAGCAGAACCAGAACCUGAACCACAACCAAAACCAGAACAUGAGCACCAUCCUGCUCACCCAACUCAUCAUGACUAUGAAUACAUGAAGAACAAGUUCAUGAAUGAACUGGAACAUCUUCCAUUGCCGAUGUGGGCUGUAGCAGCCAUUGUAGUGGUGGUUCUCGCCCUUGUGGCUUGUUUUACAUAUUGCAUUUUCAAGAAAUGCUUCGGCAAGAAGAAGAAAUCCAAGAAAGCUAGAGAGAGGAAGAGAGCAGGACGGAGAAAAAUAGAAGGGACUGAAGGAGAGGGUAAAGGAGAACAAAAGGAGGAAGGAGUAAAAAAGGAGGGAGAAGUGCAAAAAGAGGAGCAGGAAAACCUUGGAAAACUGGAAUUCUCUUUGGAUUACAACUUCACUGAUGCUCAGCUGAUAGUUGGAGUUCUUCAGGCUCAAGACCUUCCCGCUAUGGAUAUUGGUGGUACAUCUGACCCAUAUGUGAAAGUUUACCUGCUUCCAGACAAGAAGAAGAAAUUUGAAACCAAAGUCCAGGGCAAAAACCUGUGCCCUGUGUUCAAUGAGACCUUUAUCUUCAAGGUUCCCUAUGCUGAAUUGGGUGGUAAAACUCUGGUGCUUCAGGUUUUUGAUUUUGAUCGGUUUGGUAAACAUGAUGUGAUCGGCCAGAUAAAGAUUCCCAUGAAUUGUAUGGAUCUCGGACAACCGCUACAUGAAUGGAGGGAUCUCGAAAAUGGAGAAAAGGAGGAGGAGAAGCUUGGAGACAUUUGCAUUUCUCUGCGUUAUGUCCCCACUGCUGGUAAACUCACCGUCAACAUAAUGGAGGCCAAAAAUCUAAAAAAGAUGGAUGUUGGUGGUUUAUCAGAUCCGUAUGUCAAGAUUGUGUUACAGCAUAAUGGAAAGCGUCUGAAGAAGAAGAAAACUACAGUUAAAAAGAACACAUUGAACCCAUACUUUAACGAGAGCUUCAGCUUUGAGGUCCCAUUUGAACAGAUUCAGGUCAAUAAAUGA
Sinocyclocheilus rhinocerous is the source of this 1047-nucleotide messenger RNA. Its product is annotated as synaptotagmin-2-like. The record is from RefSeq and is a predicted model, not a curated record. Gene Ontology annotation, cellular component: dense core granule; synaptic vesicle membrane; exocytic vesicle. Gene Ontology annotation, molecular function: clathrin binding; calcium-dependent phospholipid binding; SNARE binding. NCBI's taxonomy places the organism in Eukaryota, Metazoa, Chordata, Actinopteri, Cypriniformes, Cyprinidae. The coding region runs from base 1 to 1047 and encodes 348 amino acids. The transcript has 8 exons. Gene Ontology annotation, biological process: calcium ion-regulated exocytosis of neurotransmitter; synaptic vesicle endocytosis.